UGUUGCAUUUAACGUAGAGAAAAAAAAGCAGAAAAAAACUGAAAAACGAUUUCAAAAUGACUGUAAAGACCAUAGAUAUAAAUGGCUUGCAAAUUGUUUAUUGCCUGGAAUUCAACGAGGAUGAGGAUCUGCAAUUUUAUUGCCAUGACGUCAAAAGCGAUUUAAGCUACAGCGAAGUGCUCCCAGCUGCAUCCUUUAUGCAGCGUAAUCGCCAAUUGAACAAACGUGUACAUUUCCCGACCAAAGCAGUGCGUCUAUCUUUAUCCUCAGCCACGCCUGUGGAGGCUACAUUGAGCACCAUAAUAUCGGAGGAGACUGAUACUGAGCCAACCACCGUGCUUAAUCUCAAGUAUCGCGUUGAAGGCGCACCAGCACCGCUUAGAUGGGAAUGGCAUAUGCAGAGCAUAAACAAUGCUACAUUUUAUCGCUGUGCUUUGCAAGAUGCUGUGGGUGUUGCCAUCAAUUUAAAUACCAUGCUAGAACUAUUGCUAGAUGUGGUUAAAAAAAAGGAUCUUGAAAUUGAACAAUAUCGCUUUGAAGGCGCACAGCUGCGCAGAUCCACUGUGGCCACAGAGCCAUUCGAUGUUGAUGCUUUCGAUACUGAGAACAGAGAGCUUGUAUUUGCUGUCGCAGAAUUUGAGCAAGUGGCUCGAUUGCUAAAUUUCACAUCAAAUGGCAUGCCCAUUAUAAAUCCAGAGCCAAUUGAGGGCUCACCAAAGUUAGCUGAGGCCGCGGCCAAAGUGCUCAGUCCACGGAACAGAAAACGCAAAGCCAUGGAAGGUGGACUACAACAUGUUGAACGCAAAGUGCUGCAGCGUCGCUUGAUGCCUCAACUGGAGUACAAGGAUGGCGAGAGUCAGGAGGAUAACUUGGAUGACAGUGAGCAUGCUGAAGAUAUGAACAAUGAGCAGCUGGACAAUGAAGUUGACAAUAUCGUUGAGGUGGCAUACAUGGAAGAGGAAGAAGACUCCGACGAAGCUGCUGCUCAGCUGGUGGUUGUAGAUCCGGCUGAAGGGCACAAUGAAUUGGAUCAGAUUAUGGAAGUGAUAAUGCGCACCGAGGAGAGCACCAAGAAAAUGCUGAAUGAGCACAAAUAGAACAUAAAACCGAUAGAGAUAGCAACAUGUUUACAUUGCAGCUUAGAUCAAUUGCCUGAGAACAUGUGAACCUGAAGCGAAAACCAAACGAAUGAAUAUUUUUUUUCUUUUUAGUAACUAAUACAUAUUGACUGAGCUAAUUUAUAAACACCUUAACAAGUAUAAUAAUAUAAUACCAACAUAUAUAACAAGUGCCUUGCAUGGACAGCAGCAAGGCAAGGACGCCAGGGAAUGCAAUAUGUACCUGCUUUUUUUUUUAGCAUGUAUGCUGGUAAUACUACUAUUUGUAAACAUAAGUAUUAUGUUAAUACAAUUGACACACACAC
Molecule: messenger RNA, 1423 nt
Organism: Drosophila busckii
Lineage: Eukaryota; Metazoa; Arthropoda; Insecta; Diptera; Drosophilidae
Exons: 5
Coding region: 57-1097 (346 amino acids)
Source: RefSeq, a predicted model, not a curated record